This is a messenger RNA of Ylistrum balloti, 633 nucleotides long. RefSeq lists its product as uncharacterized. The transcript is spliced from 2 exons. Bases 1 to 633 code for a protein of 210 amino acids. The record is from RefSeq and is a predicted model, not a curated record. NCBI's taxonomy places the organism in Eukaryota, Metazoa, Mollusca, Bivalvia, Pectinida, Pectinidae.
AUGUCUUUCCAGUACAGUACUCAAUGUUUUUGUGGAAACAGUAUUGACCUCACCAAGCAAACGUCAGAGGGUGCUUGCGACAUGAGCUGUCGAGGAAAGCAGAGCGAGAAUUGCGGUGGCAUCUGGAGAAUGUCCGUUUACACAACAGAAUUUGCAAUUACGACUGAAAAUCUUGUAACUACCACAAAUGCUGAAAUCGAAACAUCAGCUGUAGACAUUCUCACUACAACUGAAUAUAUUGAAACGUCUGCACAAACUGAAAAAACAACUGUAGUUAUCCAUACUUCAACCGAAGAGACGAAUGUGACCAUGACAUUGUCAGAUGACAGUGAAAAUACCUCUUGUAUUUGUAAAUGUCAGACAUCCACCUGGGGUAGCUUAGCGAAUCUGACGAUGUCACAAAAACAGGAAAUACUGUCUGAACUUCAAGCUUUACUCACCGUAACGAAACAUACUACGUCCAUGUUUAGACGAAAACUUAUCAGCAAAUAUGAUUCGCGUCCAAGUAGCGUUACCAUGGGAUACGUAGCGAUUGCUAUUUUGUCAUCUGUAACUGCUAUGAUUGUCGUCCCCGACGUUAUCUGUUUGGUGUUGUCCGCGCAUAGGUGGCUCUGUUGUAGGAGUAGAGAGUAA